UUGCGAGAAAUUCAUAACAAACAAAGAAACAACUAAAUAUAAUAUAGAAACAAAACAUUCAAGAGCAUAAUAACCACACACGACCCUGUGAUACUGAUCUAUCAACAACAUCUCAUCAUACCAGGGAAAAAGACCAUACAACAAAGUCGAAUAAUACGAAAUAAUGUGAAAUUCAUCACACACACAUGAGAAAAAUAAAGACAAAAGAGGCUUUCUACAUCCAUUUAACUGAUAACACACUCAGUCAACUUGGAAUAGAAGUCAGUAAAACCUGAAUAUCCCACUUCAAAAUAAUCACAUAAUAGAAUUACUGUGUGAGUAAAAGAUAUUUCCAAACAGCAUACACGUAGUAUAUUGAUUCUUGUCCUAGUGGGGAAGAUCCCAGACGAGCGGAGAGUACUCCAGCUCUCCUAUCAAGAAGACCCAGGGUUGAAUCCACAAAUACUGAUCUUUCUAAAUUCUCUCUGAAGACACCAGCCGGAAGGAAAAUGAAACUAUCAGCUUACUGUUAUAUCGAUUCCUUGUUAUGCUGAAACCUGAUGUUCUCUCGUUAAACAAGUACCAGACAAGAAUAUUCAGUUUCUAUUGUUAUAAACAACACAAAAAACCUUCCAGCAUGAUUUCGGCCAUGCCAGCUGUUGCCGUCCGGCGGGAGCGGAAGAAGAUGAAGAACCGACAAAUAUCUGCAUCAUCUAGUCAGCAAAGCAACUUGUCGUCCCUUGCAAGCUCACGUACUACUUCCCGCCAGUCGAGACGCACUCCAACGCAGAGUGUUAGCACAAUCAGCACCUUGCCCUCUUCGGAAAAUCAAAUAGGAAUUCCUUAUCACCGCUACUGCCGGGAAAGUUACGAAGCAGAGCAGCAAAGGCUGCAGCUUAUUGUCUAUGCAGGAGCAGUGUUGAUUGUAGCGGGCUUGGUGCUGGCAUUUAUCGGGGUUGGCGUUAGUCUGCCUUCUGCACAAAACAUUGGGCUGCUGUUCAUUGGAUUGGGCUCAAUACUCUGCUUUAUUCGAGUCUUUUGCACCAGACAACAAACCACGUUUGUCAAACAACCUCGAUUUGCAACUUCCAGCACUUCCGGUGAUUCCCUUUACACCUUGGCCCAGUCUUCCAGCAAUGCCACAACGCCAUCAAACGAAUCAUUGAGAUUUCAUCCACUUCCGGUCAAGAGACUUCCUCUAUCGCCAACCCAAGAAAGCACCAGCACAGUGACUGGUUAUCACAGCACCAGCCUCACUCCUACUAGUCUAAACAGCAUCCCCGAGACCCAGAUACUGAUUACGGACGAUUCGGAAAGAUACUGACUCGAGGAAUGUGGGGCAGCGAUUCCUCGGUACCAGCGACAUCUGGAUUACUGUAAAAAUUGUAAAUCUUCCAGCACUUUACAACAAACUAGAAUGUCGCGGACCGAUACACCAAGAAGAAAGUGCAUGCGAAAAUUAAACGAUAAUUAAUCCCUGAUCUUUCGUUUUUCAGUUUCUGACAAAUUUAUUAAUAACUUCCACUUCCCUUCACUAUUGCAAAUGCAUUUUCUUAUAGUUACUAAGAAAAUGAAUCUAAGUUUAUCUUAAAAUAGAGCACCUUUGUAUUAUUUUUCCACAACCCUAAAUUACCACAAAAUAAGUGAAUCAUUUUUAUUAAGUUGAAAUAACUUUAUCCCCUAAAAUUAGCUAUUUGUGAACCAUUUUCUAACAAAUGAGAAAUAUCUGUCUAAAAGUCAGUGUCUCUUUCUUACGCUGCUCCACUGGUCCAGAAACGCUCUUAUCAAGGACCUGAUUCCCUGUGAUCAACUUGCCCAGAUUCUUUUGUCAACAAAUAAGUUUUGACCAAGCAAUAAUGUAAUAAUCACAAUGGCUGUCGCGAAUGCUAUUCAGGAUUGUCAUAAACAUUGGAGUAAUGUCUUCGGACGUAGUGUUAUAUUUUUAAUGAUAUCAGAUAAUUUCAAACAUGGCCCUACUUGGAAACUGAGUGGUUUAAUUAUAGGGAUGGCGGUUUGAAUUGGUGCUUUUUGAUACUUAAAUGGUGGACUUGUGCUCAAUUUGGAGAUUUCAAUUGAGUAAAUGUUAAAUAUUAUUAAGCCAAGAAACACGUGUAGAAUAAACUCUACACCCUUAAAACUGGUAAUGUGACACUAAAAAGUGUCUGGUUUUUUGACGAUUUACACUUCAGUAGGAUUAGAAAAAGUUCGUUGAAAAAUGUGCUAUCAGUCAGUCAGUGCCACCCUAAAUGAAAUGUUAAGGCUAUAAAUCGUCCGUGGAAUUUUAUACUUGUUUUUUUUUUCACUUUUUGUUGGAAGAAAAUAAUUUAUAAAGUAUUAAUAUUUUUGUGGUUAUUUUGUAUUUCAGACGUUUAUUUUCUACAUCAUCCACUGUGUUUCAGUAAGAUUAUUCACACAAACUACUCUAUCUCUUCGAGUAACAUAAUUUUCAAAAACACUUAAUGUAACGCAAUACAAAUAUCAAGAGACAGUAUACAUAAUUCAGAAGCACUCACUUGUUUGACAUACUUGAAAGUUUGUUUGUUGUUCAUAGUGCAGAAAUCACAUUUACAUAAUGAUUCACACAGUUCCAUCCAACCUCAUUAUGUUUUUUUUUACAAUACAAAAUAAGGCCGUGAUAUAAAAAAUACGCAAUAACUCAUCUCUUGAAAGUUAUGGCGGAACAUGUCUUCAAAAAAAGUAUUCUCACUGUAAUAGAGUUGCUAAAACUUAGCCCCAAGCAGAUCUAGGUUGGUAAUUGUAUUAGUGUAGAUUUAGAGGUGGUUGCUAAAACAUAGGCCCCAAGCAUAUAGGUUGGUAAUUGUAUUAGUGUAGAUUUAGAGGUAGGCCCCAAGCAGAUCUAGGUUGGUAAUUGUAUUAGUGUAGAUUUAGAGGUGGCUAAUAUAGUCCAGUGUUGUUAUAAAAAAAUAUGCUAAACAAAAUACUUUGGAUGUUUAAAACCACUGUGCAAUGGCUCCGUUUUUUAAUUGGCGUGUUUAAUUUCUAUUUAUUUAUCUGUCUGAUUUUUAAACCCCAGGUGGAUUCAGAAUAAGCGUUUUUUUUCAAUUACAGUAAUUUGUGGUAAUUAUAUACUACUUUUCAUAUGAUUUUUCUUUUUUUCGUGUCAAAAUUUUGAAGUAUCGUCGGCUUUAUGAGACUGUUAAACGCAAAAGAAAAUUAAGUGGUUGACAUAAAUAAAUAAUAUUUGAGAAAUAAAAACAAUUACUUACAGCAUCAGGUUUUAUUAUAAAGGCCCGGAAUGGCCAGGUGGUCAGGGCGCUUGACUCGCAAUCUGAGGGUCGUUCGCAGGUUCG
Molecule: messenger RNA, 3290 nt
Organism: Limulus polyphemus (Atlantic horseshoe crab)
Lineage: Eukaryota; Metazoa; Arthropoda; Merostomata; Xiphosura; Limulidae
Exons: 3
Coding region: 527-1303 (258 amino acids)
Source: RefSeq, a predicted model, not a curated record